AUGGUCGUCGUGCUGCUCUCGCUGUGCCGGCCGCCGCCAUGGUCGUCGUGCUGCUUUCGCUGUCCCCGCUACCGCUACGCUCGCCGUGACGCUGUGACCGGGCUCACCAGAAUACUGCCCGACGGUCGCCCGUGCCGCCGCCAUGCUCACCAUCUCGCCAUGCUGCUGUCGCUGUGCCGGCCGCCGCCAUGCUCGUCAUGCUGCUCUCGCUGUCCCCGCUACCGCUACGCUCGCCGUGACGCUGUAGCCGGGCUCGCCGAAAUGCUGGCCGACGAAAUGGAGUUCAAAGCCCGACAAAUCGUUGACGACUACCGGGUGUAUUGGGAGGACUGCCGCGCGUAUAUGCAGUACCCGCCUCGGCUCUUCGUGAUCAUGAGAGGCCUCCCGGGCAGUGGGAAGACAACGUUUGCUCAAGAGCGCGAAGGAUCCUAUGUGUUCGACGCGAGUCGGCUUUGGGAGGUGCAUCGAAGCUGCAACGAACAAUGCAGAGAACUCCUGUGGCGCAGCCCCGACCGUGGCGUGGAUAUCGUUAUCGUCGACAACUGCAACCUUCGGAUGGAUGAUUUUGAGCGCUAUCAGGAUCUGCACAUUCCCUCGGACAAGCUUGCGUACUUCAACAUCUGGAGACACAACGCACCGGAGGAACCGCGCCUAGACAACGAGGUGGACACCGUCGAUGAGCUGCACAUCGAUAACGAGCUGACCACCGUCAAUAUGCCGCGCGCCUACAUCAUCACGCUGGAAGAGUUUAUGCGCGCCCAUGACGAGGAUCAAGAAAGCUGCAAAGGCGAUGGACAAGCCAGCGACAAAGCGGACGAGCGCGCCCACUGGCAAGUCAGCAAACGCUGCCAAGACCACGCCUGCCACCGGCAAUGCCCCAAGCAGAAGCGGAAGAAGGGGGAGGGGCCAGACACUUCGCCAGACACUUCGCCAAGCCCCCGUAAGCAGAGGAAGACUGCCAAGAAGACUGGCGAAGGAUCCAACGUGACGACGCGCGAGUUGGGCGCCGCGAGUGCAUCGGAGGACGAGGCGACGACUCGCGAUGAAGAGACGACUCCCCUGGUACCCAAGCACGCGCUCCGGUCCACGUGCUUGGCUCUACAAAAGAAGAUCGCAGACGAAAAGGGCGAGCACCGGCAAGGCCCACGGCGCAAGGCAGGUGAUUACUACAAGAUGGCAGACUACCAGAAGCGUGUGUGGGCGGAGAAAUACACAGCUGCUAGGAACAGCAGCAACGACUUGGACUACGAGGCUUUGAGCAAGUUGACUCAAUUCAAGGCGUUCAAAAACAACCCAGAAGAGCUCCAGCGUCACGAGCCUGCGCUGCUGAAAGAGUUCUACGAGUUUUACUUAGCGGACCAAGCCCUGAAAGCAGACGCACACGCGCAGACCGCUGGAUCGGGUUCGUCGAAGCUAUCGCAACGUGGCGGAGCCGAGCACCUGGCGAUCGAGCAAUGCGACAUCCAGGCGGCUCAGCAGCUUACCGCAGCCAGAAACCAAGCAUCGCUAGCGUCAGACCAAGCUCCAGGGCCUCCAAUCUCGCAGACACCCGUGGCCGUGCAGGAGGAAGCACUGCAGCAGUUCCGAGAGAAGCUGGAUGAAGAGAAGCAGCAAGGGGCUCGACAGCUGGAGGAGGUACAAGCACGCUCAAGGAAAUUAGAGGAGCAGUUAGCAGCCGCUGCGAAGGAGCUGGCCGAACUUAGGAAUGAUGGCAGUGGUGAUGGCAGUGGUGACGACAGAUGUACCGUGAUAGCGCAUGAGUGGAAGAAGACGGCUGCAAAACUAGCCGAGGAGAAGGCGAUUUCAAACAAUCUACUUAAGGCGCAGGCUAGUCAUGCUAAGAAACUCCAGGAUGUGCACGAAGACAUGAACAACCUCACGAGAGAGGUGGACGAGCGCAAGAAAAAACUGGAGGGCCGGGAGAACGAGGAGGCUACGAGAGAUAAGAAUAUGGAGAACAAGGAGGAAGAACUACAAGUCAAAGCCGAGGAGCUGCAAUCUCAUGACGCCAAGCUCAAAGAGGAGGACUGGCGUCUCUGGAACGUAACGCAUCGCCUGCAACGGGAGCGGGAGCAGUUGGACGCGGAUAAAAAGAAACGAGAGAAGCCGAGUCGAGCGAAGCAACAAGGAGGCCGAAUAUCGCUGAAGCAGGCGAAGAUUUUGAAUGAAAUGAAGCGCCAGACCCGGCUCCUGGAAGAGCAGUUCAAGAACAACGGGUGCCCAGCUGCGUUUAAAGAGCUCGAAGCCAACCGCAACCGGAUCGAGGAAGAGAGGGCGGCGAUGCAAGCAGAACGGGAUGGAGUGAGAACGCAGUUGGAAUCGAUGAAGGCUGCGCUAGAGGCGGUGAAAACGGAGAACAGCGGAUUGCAAGACACCAUCGCGAGACGAGAGCUGCAGCUGCAUACGUACAAGUAUAGCGCGGUGACCAAGGGAGCUAUCGAAGAGUUCACAGAAUGGAACGCCGAGAUCCGAAAUGAAGAAGCGCGACUCAUUCUGGGCAAAAUGAAGGAGGCGUUUGGAUCGAAGACGGCGGACGCUGAAGAGUUCAAGGCGCUUGCGGUCGAGUUCUGGGUGAAAAGAAAUGAGUUGGUCCACGACAAGACAGGUACCGUCAUUCACUCGAUGGACCACGGCAGAUACGCGUGUGUAUGCGCGAAGAUAAUGGAAGCAUUGGCUGCGUUUGAGAGUGCCAUCCUGCUGUAG
Messenger RNA from Phytophthora sojae, 2703 nucleotides. RefSeq lists its product as hypothetical. Bases 1 to 2703 code for a protein of 900 amino acids. NCBI's taxonomy places the organism in Eukaryota, Oomycota, Peronosporomycetes, Peronosporales, Peronosporaceae. The transcript is spliced from 8 exons. The record is from RefSeq and is a predicted model, not a curated record.